Messenger RNA from Scylla paramamosain (green mud crab), 1908 nucleotides. RefSeq names its product tachykinin-like peptides receptor 99D. Lineage: Eukaryota; Metazoa; Arthropoda; Malacostraca; Decapoda; Portunidae. The record is from RefSeq and is a predicted model, not a curated record. Gene Ontology annotation, biological process: G protein-coupled receptor signaling pathway. Gene Ontology annotation, molecular function: tachykinin receptor activity. Gene Ontology annotation, cellular component: plasma membrane.
AUGAAAAAGACUUUACAUAUCUUUUGCUCCUCAACUCACAACCCCUUCUCUCUCUCCCUCCCCAGAUACAUUGCCAUCAUGCAUCCGCUCCGGCCACGCAUGGGGAGGAAAGCCACCAUUCUCAUCGUGGUGUGGAUAUGGGUCUCGUCCGUCUGCCUGUCGCUUCCUAACCUCAUCUACUUCACCACCGCCACCCUCAGCUACGCCGGGGGGGAGAGGAUCGUCUGCUACGCUGCCUGGCCGGAUGGUGACCAGGGAGAGAGUCAAUCUGAAUACGUACACACAGUGGUGCUGAUGGUGCUGACCUAUAUCCUGCCGCUCACCUGCAUGGGCUUCACUUACGUGCGCAUCGGGCUUACGUUGUGGGGGAGCCGUAGCAUCGGAGAGCAGACGCCCCGCCAGGUGGAGAGCAUCAAGUCCAAGAGGAAGGUAGUGAAGAUGAUGAUCGUGGUGGUGACAAUCUUCGCUGUGUGUUGGCUGCCCUACCAUAUGUACUUCAUCCUCUCCAACCUGAUGCCGGAGAUAGCGCACUACGAGUUUAUCCAAGAGACUUAUCUAGCUAUUUAUUGGCUGGCGAUGUCAAAUUCCAUGUACAACCCAAUGAUUUACUGCUGGCUCAACAACAGGUUCCGCAACGGGUUCAAGAAGGUGUUCUCGGGGUGGCUGCCGUGUGUCACCUACGAGAGCGAGGCCACUGAUGUGAGCCGCGUCAAGACAGCGCGCUUCUCCUGCUCUGGCUCGCCCGAGACUCACCAUCGAGUGACGUGCGAUGGCUCCUCACACAUCUCCAUGCGCAACCUCGCCUCCUCAGACCUCAGCAUCAGCGGCUCGCGGCUUCCCCCCGUCAGGCUUUGCAACGGAGCCAACAUACGCCGGGCGACUAACGGCGCCGACACCUCCCGGAGCUACGGGGGCACUCUGGUACCGCCCAAGCACACCCCGUACCCCAGCGUCACCUACCAGCAGUAUGUGUGAGGGUGUGUGUGUGUGUUCCACCUACGCACCCACACCCACACAUGCCCAGACUUCGGAAACUGGGUGGGAGAAGCUCCGUGUGUGUGAGCAGUGCUUGAGCGACUGAGUGAGGUCGUUGCGAGGUUGUUGUGCGUGUGUACGGGUAUGUGGGGUGAGGGGGAGGUUGUGGUUUAAGCGCGGCUGUGGGUGGGAGGAGGUGAAUUAGGCAGUUCUGGGGGAGAAAGAGUCCUGUAGGGCAGUAGCAUGGGGAGUGAGCGAGGCAAUACAUGGGGAGUGAUGGGGAGGGAAGGGAUGAGGUGCGCCGCCUUGGCUGCGUGUUAUGAGGCUGCACGUGGCGGGGUGAGGCGCGUGCUGACCACCAUACAAACUGAACACCUGAUUUGCUACGUGGCGUGGGUGAUGGAGACGUGCCCGGAGAGAGGUGUUGUCGUGCUGCUCUCUCCUCCCACGUCUGCACCUCUCAGCGUCGCUGCCUGAGAGCCACCACCCUCGCCACCUUCAGCUAACACAACUACUUAGACUAAGAGACCACCGUUACUCCUUCCUUCAUCCUGUGCAUUCUCUUCUUCUCCCUCCCCACCCACGCCCAUGAGAGGAAGAAAAGAGAAGAAAAUAAGUGAGAGGAGGAGGAGGAACACGUAAGAUACUAACUCUUCUCCAUACAGUUUCAAUAUAAUGAUAAUGAUGAUCAAAGUAAAAACAAUACACAGAAACUGAAUUACUUUGCAAUCAACGUCCAGCAUUGUAGGUAUUCAAGACACACACUCUCACUUUUAAGAAAAUAUAAGGAAAAAAAUGAUCUUCUAAAAGCUACUUGUGAUAAUGCAAUAUGAGUAAAUAAAACGUCAUCUUUGUGUCAGAGAGAGAGAGAGGGAGAGAGAGAGAGAGAGAGAGAGAGAGAGAGAGAGAGAGAGAGAGAGAGAGAGAGAGAGA